AUGUACUCCACCUCCACACCCUUCAGAUGGUCCUACAGCAAAUAUAUGUGUUUUUUCUGUGACAAAGUUUUCAUCAAAAUAUCCGAACUGAAACAGCAUAAUUACGAACAUUUUGAGACAAAAUUGGAUGACGCAUUAAAAUGCAUCAAUACAGAGACGAAAGUAAAAUUGGAAAUCACGGACUUGGCCUGCAAAGCUUGUCCAAAAGAUAUGCAAACAUUAGAUGAUUUUCUAGAUCAUGUCACAAUAACACACAAACAGAACUUUAACAACGCCGUACGUUGUUCCAUCUUCGCUUUUCGAAUUACGGAUUCUGAAGCGCCAUGCCCAGAAUGUCAUCAAAAUUUCACCUUUUUCGGAAAUCUAUUGUCACACGUCUACAAGAAUCACCUAACAUCCGGCCCUUUACUCUGUGACUCAUGUGGCAAGGGCUUUUUGACGAAAUUCAUGUUGAAAAAACAUAUAAAGUUAACGCAUAGUAACACUGAGUACAGCUGCCAAAAGUGCAAUCAAAUAUUCAAGACGCAUGGCGCGUAUUCGUACCACAGACUAUCACACAAGGGCGAAUUCCCUUGUACGCAGUGUUCCGAAAAGUUCCCUUCUUGGUAUCUUCGUAAACGUCACAUUGCAUUCGUCCAUGACAAGUCCUUGCAAAUCUCCUGCGAAUUGUGUUCGAAGAAAUUUGUGAAAUAUAACUCUUUAAAAUGGCAUUUAAUGUCCGUACAUCACAAUGAUAAACCAUUUUCGUGCGAAAUGUGUGACUUUAAGUGCAUAAAUAAGACAUAUUUAAAGCGACACAUGGUAAGCCAUUUGGAUACCAGGCCAUUUCAGUGUCAUAUUUGUGUAAAAUCUUUUCAGCGGAAGGAACAUUUAGAAACACAUGUACGUAUACAUACAAACGAUAAGCGGUUUGUAUGUAAGGAAUGUGGGAAGGGAUUUGUGCAAGUGACCGGUCUCAAAGUACAUGUAAGAGCGCACCAUUCGAAGUCUGAUACAUAA
Messenger RNA from Pieris macdunnoughi, 999 nucleotides. The record is from the annotation of a GenBank genome assembly. Lineage: Eukaryota; Metazoa; Arthropoda; Insecta; Lepidoptera; Pieridae.